Messenger RNA from Chiloscyllium plagiosum (whitespotted bambooshark), 972 nucleotides. The record is from RefSeq and is a predicted model, not a curated record. NCBI's taxonomy places the organism in Eukaryota, Metazoa, Chordata, Chondrichthyes, Orectolobiformes, Hemiscylliidae.
AUGGGGAACAUUCGGAAUUCUGGAGCUCCUUGCUGUGCUGCACCACCUAACAUGGAUUCCUUUUACUCAGCAGGGGAUGUGAAGAUCCACAGUAUGUGGGAUUGUCCUGGGAACUUGCUGGCGGUCAGGAAUGGUACUGGUUGUGGCUGUCCUGGUGAGCUUGGUUUGGACCGAGAGAAUUGCAGUUGCCCUGAAGGAUUCCGAUUAAUCAAUGCUCCCUGGCAAUGCAUUGAUGUGGAUGAAUGUACGUUUGGAGGGCAGUGCCAUCGAGAGCAGGGGAAUCAGUGCAUCAACACGAUGGGAAGCUACAGCUGUAUCUGCCAAGCUGGCUUCAAGCAGCAAGGAGGAGACUGUGUGGAUGUUAAUGAGUGUGAGCACGUCCCUCCAGUUUGUGAAGGACACGCUGUGUGUGAAAAUGUUCCGGGGGGUUACCGUUGCAGCUGUCAGUCUGGAUUCCGUGGCAACGGGAGCUACUGUGAAGAUGACAAUGAGUGUGCCUCAGGACAACAUGGCUGUGACACCAAUGCCCGAUGUGGGAACAUCAUUGGCUCCUAUUUCUGCCAGUGCUACCAGGGAUUCAACGGAGACGGUUUCUCCUGCUUCGACAUCGAUGAGUGCUCCGUCAAUAAUGGGCAGUGUCAGCAGGUAUGUGUCAAUGAAGCAGGCAGCUUCAAGUGCCAAUGUAACAAAGGUUACACACUGACCGAGGACAGCAAGACCUGCGCAGAUUUCGAUGAGUGUGUCGAUGAGAAUGCAGGUUGUAGUCAAAUCUGUACAAAUACCAAUGGGUCCUAUACCUGCUCCUGUUCCCAUGGAUACCAAUUGCAUGUUGAUAUGAAGCAGUGUGUUGCUGUUUCUAAUCAAGCUCACAAGCACAGUGUAGCCAUUUCAUCUAUCAGUGCAUUCAAAAUGGAACUGAAUGUCUAUCAUGAGGAAGAAGAAAAGCAAGUACUUGUUAAUCCCAUCGAUUAG